Molecule: messenger RNA, 342 nt
Organism: Phytophthora sojae
Lineage: Eukaryota; Oomycota; Peronosporomycetes; Peronosporales; Peronosporaceae
Exons: 1
Source: RefSeq, a predicted model, not a curated record
ACGGUCGAAAACGAAACGGUUGAGGCCAAGGACUCCUCGAAGUACGACCGUUUGUUUACGGACGAAGAACUGGAUGCUAUGGAUGACUGUGAGCCCGGGCAGGAGACGUAUGUUCUCGCUGGAACGGAUGUCGCCACCGUGCCAGAAGAGUACGACAAGGAGCUUGAAGACCGGUUGUAUCCGCUGGACGAGGUCCAGUUGAUGAAGCGCGUUGAGCAGAACGCUAAAGCUCAGACCGAACCGUCUGCGGCAGAGCUGGCUCGCUUCUUGGGUAUCUCUCUGGAGGUCUUGGAGCGGACGCGCCAAGCUGCCUCCGACUCCUUUGGAAUGCCUGAGUACUGG